UCUUAAAGAAGCCACAUAUAAUAUCUCCAUCCAACAAGAAAAGAAGAUACCAAUCAAGACUCUAUACCUUUUUCUCUCAUCCUUAAAUAAUCUGAAUAACUUCGGGAUUUUCAACAAUGUACACCUAUACUCGCACCUAUAAUGUUUCUCUAAUUAGUUUAUUGACACCUAAUAAUUAAGACGAUCAAAAAGACGACGACGGACGUAGAGCAAGAUCGAAUCUGUUGGAGCUCUAAUUGAGGUAGAUAUGGGAGCUGACUGGGGACCGGUGGCAGUUGCGGUGGUGUUGUUCGUAGUGUUAUCGCCGGGGCUUCUCUUUCAGUUGCCGGCGAGGAGGAGAGUGUUGGAGUGUGGCAACAUGACCACAAGCGGCAUCUCAAUAUUGGUUCAUGCCAUUCUCUUCUUUGCUGUUAUCACCAUUUUGGUCAUCGCCAUUCAAGUUCACAUUCACAUCUAAUUAUAAUUAAACACCUGCAUGCUUAUAGUAUAACCUUGUUAUAAUAUAUCCUCUCUUUUUUUUUUUUUU
Messenger RNA from Camelina sativa (false flax), 526 nucleotides. The record is from RefSeq and is a predicted model, not a curated record. NCBI's taxonomy places the organism in Eukaryota, Viridiplantae, Streptophyta, Magnoliopsida, Brassicales, Brassicaceae.